GACAAUAGGGACCGGUGAACCAUGUACGGAACCAUGUUGCCGGUUGGGUUCUGAAGAAGGUGCACCAGAACCAGGCAACAAGCCUCUGACACCAGGGUCCACAUACACUGCAACUGUCCGUGUGUAUGUACUCGUAGGCAUCAGUGGGCAAGAGGACGUGCUUGAGAAAGCAGUUUCACGGGCACAGGCGUCAAGUUUGUUCAUGGAACCCAUAAUUACAGUCCUAGAAGAAGCUUUGCCUUGGGUUACAAUCAUUGUCGCGGUGGUUGCUGUAGUUGUCGUCAGUUUUGCAGCUGGAGCCGGUUUUGUAUUCUACAGACGAAAAUAUAUGGACAUCAAAAAGAAGACAUCAACAGGAAGGACCGACGUCCCUCUGAGUGAUAUAACAUGUAAGGAGGACUCGGAAGUUGAGGGUGUUGACAACGAAGCACUGUCUAUAAGCGAAGCCGACUCAAAGUGCUAUCGCAGACUUUCGGAAAUCAUAACUGUGGAUGAUGUGAUAAAAUUUCUGAAAGAGAACAAGUUUGCAGAGUACGCCAAAGCGUUUAAAGAUCAUGAAGUGGAUGGAGAGGCACUGCAGUACCUCGAUGAUGCUAUGUUGAAGGACCUCUUUCCAAAGACUGGACCAAGAGCGAGGUUUAAAGGCAUCCUGGCGAAAUUCAAACAAGAAAAACCUUCCAAACUACUAGUAUCUCCUCAAGUCACAACUCUGAAUUUCUGGGAGAUUCCGAGGGCAGGAUUGAAGCUUGGCAGACGUCUCGGCAGCGGCCAGUUCGGAGAGGUGCGACUUGGGGAACUCCGCAAUCGAGGGCUGACAUCCACUGUAGCUGUCAAAACCUUGAAAGACUCUGCAUCAGACAGUGACAAGAAAGACCUGCUGGGAGAGCUGGAGAUCCUGGUGACGGUGGGUCGUCAUGACAACAUCAUCUCCCUGGUUGGAGCUUGCACCAGAGAUGGCCCGUUGAUGAUCGUGGUUGAGUACGCCCCUAACGGCUGUCUGAAGGACUGGCUGAAGACCAACUCUGUCGAAACCAACGCAGAAUCUGCCUACCAGAACCAGCCUGUAUACGCGUCUCAGCUCCCAAUGGAACAGCUCAUACAGUUUGGUGUUGAUGUGGCCAAUGGAAUGAGCCAUCUAGCAGCCUUGCAGUGUGUCCAUCGUGAUCUGGCUGCCAGAAACAUCCUUCUUGGAGGAAAUCUUGUCGCCAAGGUAUCUGACUUUGGUUUGUCACGUGACAUCUAUGAGGACAGUGAGUACGUCAAGAGCACACAGAGCAAGCUACCGUUGCGGUGGAUGGCCUAUGAGUCACUGUUCUACAACGUUUACACAACUCAGAGUGACAUAUGGUCCUUUGGAGUCCUUCUUUGGGAGAUCAUGGCAAUGGGCACCCUUCCGUAUGAGGGGAUGAAGGGAAAGAGGAUGAUGGACAUGAUCAAAGAUGGCGGCCGACUCCAGAAGCCAAGCAGUUGCCCAGAAGAAAUCUACACACUGAUGACCCGUUGCUGGGAGACCCUUCCUGAGGACAGGCCGACUUUUCCUGAACUGAAAUCAAGCCUCAUCAGGAUUAUGCAGGGUUUCAAGACAUAUGCUUCACUUCUGAAGUAGCUGAACACAGAAAAACUUCAACAGGAAUGAAACGUAGCAGGGCGAUGUAUGACAUAGAUGCAUUUUAAAGGAGAAAUAUUCUAAUGUCAAUGAACUUAGUGAAGAUACAAUGUACUUGACUAAACUCUUUUUCAGUCAUAAACUCUUAAUAGUCUGUCAAAAGCUUAUAUCUCAUAAUACAUAUGUCACAGAUAGAUACAUUGUGCAAGACAUAAAAAAUAGUUCAAGAAGAAUGGACUUUUCCUUACGAUAUGCUGUAGUGCUAUGGUGUUUAUAGAAGUACACAUCCUUUAUAUACAUCACAUCUAUUAGCUUUACAGAUAUACUACAGAUGAUGUAUGUUUUGCCACAACCAAUGCAAACGUCCAAAUCAAAGGACACAAUAAAAUACAAUAAUUGUUUCUCUUUUUUGUAAAAAGAAUAUCAACAAUGAAUGGUUAAGGAGGGUUUUGAAAAUUCCGCACGGCUACACCAAGUAUAUACAUUUCAUUGAUAUCAACGGUUAAAA
This is a messenger RNA of Branchiostoma floridae (Florida lancelet), 2114 nucleotides long. Its product is annotated as fibroblast growth factor receptor 2-like. Gene Ontology annotation, biological process: protein phosphorylation; multicellular organism development; cell surface receptor protein tyrosine kinase signaling pathway. Bases 203 to 1606 code for a protein of 467 amino acids. Gene Ontology annotation, cellular component: signaling receptor complex. Gene Ontology annotation, molecular function: ATP binding; protein binding; transmembrane receptor protein tyrosine kinase activity. The transcript has 15 exons. NCBI's taxonomy places the organism in Eukaryota, Metazoa, Chordata, Leptocardii, Amphioxiformes, Branchiostomatidae. The record is from RefSeq and is a predicted model, not a curated record.